AAUUUCAUUUCCACAAACUAUUCAGCAACAACAAAAGCAACGUAAUUCAGCAACAAAUAUAAUUAAUAUAAACAACUUUUUAAUAAGUGACAACUUAAAUACUGCUUCUGAAUUUGGUACACCUUCAUCAAUCAUCACAUCAUCUACUCCUACUACCAAAAAUUUUUUAAGUUUACCUGAUGAGGGUAAAACUACAAGUAGACUAAAUGCAUUAAUGAAUGGCGAUAUGAUAUGGAAAAUAAAAUUCGAUAAUAAUGAAUAUGUUCUCGAUAAACAUGACAUGACAUUGAGUACGUAUAUCCAAAAAUACAGAAGUCAUUUUGUCAUGAAAAAUUAUGACGCAAUGGCAUCUUUGCCGUCAGCAGAAUUCCAAAAAAUUUUUCAUGAUAUGACAAUCAUUAGUGCCGAUUUUGAUAUGAUCCAAUUUGUUGCAAAAAGUAGUUAUUGGAGCAACAUAGAUAGUAAAAUAAAGUUGAAUCCAACCCACACCGCAGAUAAUGCUGAAAAUAACAAAAUAGAAAUAAAGGUUACAAGACCUGUUUCUAGUUUAUUUCUAAUUAAAGAUUUGAUAAAAUUAACAAUAUUUUCACAACAACAAAUCAAGAUCUUUUUAUCAAAAAAAAAUCUAUUAAUAGAAUUUAAUAGUGGAGGCAUUUGUAAUGUCAGGUACUAUAUUACACCAGCUGAAGACGAUUUUACUCCUUAUUUGCGUUUAUAG
Messenger RNA from Entrophospora sp. SA101, 718 nucleotides. Lineage: Eukaryota; Fungi; Glomeromycota; Glomeromycetes; Entrophosporales; Entrophosporaceae. The record is from the annotation of a GenBank genome assembly.